Messenger RNA from Cadophora gregata, 402 nucleotides. RefSeq lists its product as uncharacterized. The coding region runs from base 1 to 402 and encodes 133 amino acids. The record is from RefSeq and is a predicted model, not a curated record. The transcript is spliced from 2 exons. Lineage: Eukaryota; Fungi; Ascomycota; Leotiomycetes; Helotiales; Ploettnerulaceae.
AUGUCAGCCAAUUCAAACUUCUCAAAGAUUGCUAGAAACGGUUCUGCAAUAUCGGCAACCUCGUCCAACGCUGGGUCGGUUGAUUCUUCCUCACACAACCAUAUCUUCUCCCAAAUUCCUCCUUUCUCAACAUGGCUCCAAACUAUGUAUACUCAGAACCACAGACAUGAAAGCAUUGCCACAGGCGCCAUGCGGACAGGCAUGGCCGUAUUGACAAGAGAAAUGAUGGAGAUGCAUGUCCAUCAAGCUCCUGAUGUUCGUGGAAUGCUGGACUGUUUACCUGUGGCCAAGAAGCCGAACAUGGAAUUCAUCGGCUGGCGACAAAAACUUGGGACCUGGCCGUCAACGAGACGUGAAUUGUCUUUGCCCGAAGUACCUCAACGCCGCUUUACCUCUGUUUAG